AUGAGAGAUAGCCUGUUUGCGUCGUUCGCUGGGGGAUCAAAAUUUCCCAAAAUUGAUCUCUUCCAGGCGUAUCUGCAGAAAGAGGUUGCAUCCGGAAUAGAGAAAUUCUCUGAACACGCACCGCAUCGUCCGAAUCGACUGGUGUACGGCAUAUCAUCAGCUCCCGCAAUCUGGCAGCUCCAAAUCGAAGCGACCUUGCAAGGCGUGGAAGGAGUAAGCAUUUUUCUCGACGACAUUAAAGUAACUGCGACGAUAAGCUACCAUAACAUUCAAGUUAAUCGAGAAAAGUGCAAAUUUUUCACCAAUUGCAUCCAGUACUGUGGGUAUCUCAUCGUGUACAUCGAGUACUUGCUGUACUCGCUCCUCAACCUGCUGAAAAAGGAAGUUGACUUGAAAUGGACCAAGGAGUGCGAAAAGUCCUUCCGAAUCGUCAAGGAGAGAAUGCAGGCAGACAACUGCCUCGUACACUACGGCACUAAUGGCAGCGAACGCCCGAUACAAUUCGCAUCGCAGACGUUGAAUCGCACGCAACAGGCUUACAAGCAGGUGAACAAGAAAGCUUACGCCAUAGUGUUUGGUGUGAAGAAGUUUUCCCAAUACAUUAACGGUAGAAACUGUACCCUGCUGAAGGACAAUCAAUCUGUUUCGAAAAUCUUCAAUGCGAACAAAGAAAGGUCUUCCCAUAUUUUCCGCGCUUAUAAUGCAACACUACGCCCCCUUUCUACAAUCGUUCAACUGUCUUUGAAACGAAAUGGCAUCGUGCACAAGAUGGGAUCCCCGUACCAUCCUGAUACAAACGGGCAAGCAGAACGCUAUGUGCAGUCCGUCAAGCUAAUGGUGAUGGUGACAGAGUCCGUGUACGAGAUUUCCUGUCUAACAAUAAGUGGAAGUUCGGAAGAGUUUUUUUGA
Molecule: messenger RNA, 909 nt
Organism: Uranotaenia lowii
Lineage: Eukaryota; Metazoa; Arthropoda; Insecta; Diptera; Culicidae
Exons: 3
Coding region: 1-909 (302 amino acids)
Biological process (GO): DNA integration
Molecular function (GO): nucleic acid binding
Source: RefSeq, a predicted model, not a curated record